CGUUUUUUACUGUGUCUUUCUUUUUCUACACCAAAAAAGGGUCAAAAGACAACAGUGCCAUAAAAUAACAAGAGCAUUUUCUCUCUGUGCACCAGCAAUGGCACACGCUUUUUCAACCCCCACUCGUUGGAGAAAAAAAAAAGGGGUAUAAAACCGGCGCUACACCACAAACCACAGUGGUGUGGACGUGGAUUCGUCACCUGGAGCCAGCUGGCCAGUCCCUCUACCUGCCCACAGGUGACCAAACGAGGGGCAAUAAAUUCUCCGGCACUCCGGUACGGGAUUGUUGUUUAUGUUUUGAAAAGCGCUAAUGCGACCACAGGAAAAACGAACAGGACGUCGAAGGCGUACCGUGGCCCGCUUGCCCGUACCCGACGUGAAAGUCGUCGAAUGGGAUGGGGAGGGGGGCAGAAUUUAUCAAUGAACGGGAAAUACCCUGCCCGUGUUCAUUGAUUCGUUUGCACGUUGGCUGUUUUUUAAUGGGUUUCUACCCCCGGGGUGUACCCUCGGCGCCGUCUUCCCCCGGAGCUUGGGAAGGUAUUCGCACUACCCGCGACUACGAGAUGUGGUCAUCUCGGUAACGAACGCUUCGGAACAACUCACGCUGCCAGACAGUGGUCAGUAGACGUUCAUCUCUGCUCCUGUUGCCUUGGAUACGACCGGUGCUUGCUUCGCGAUCGCGUCUCCCUUUGGGUAUGUUGUGUGUUUUGUUUUCCAUCCAUUUGAGUUGCUCCGUUUGCUGCACACAAACACUCCACACCAACACCAAACCGGUCCGCGACGGCUCGAAACAUUAAUUGCUGUUUGCCAGCACUACACUGCACUACACUUCCUGCCACUUCUCUUCAAAAGUUCCGAGUGCGUUGGGUUUUCCCCCUUACAAAGGUUGGGACACCAUUUCCUGCCAUUUCGCGGCUGCUUCCGCUGUCGAUUGUUUCUGUUUUGGCCGCGACAAAUUCCGUUCCGCUUGUUAUUCGGGAUGUCUGCAAGGAUAGCAACAUUUUCCGAAAUGAAGUGGGAGAUGCUGUUAUUUCUUCAAUGGUCGAUCGGUUUACCCUUACACACACAUACGCACGCACUUACCCCCGGGUCACCUAUUCCCUACCUGUUUGCACCCGUGUGUGAAAUAUGCCCUCGCAACAAGGAUGGCCAGAUGUUUCCGGUUAUUUUUCUUGCACGUGCACUCGCUACUACCCCGCCCUAGCGCUGCCCAUGCCGGGCCAGUUUUUAUGAAUGAAUCGAAGCAACCCUUUCGCCUCGCGUUGUAAAAACCCCUUCCACGUGUGUGUUGUACCUCUUUCACCCGCUCGGUGUGUGGCUAUUCCACUCACACUGAUUCUACCCUUUUGAGGUAGGGAUGCGUCCAAAUAGAAAGGAUCUCCUCAUCGGGGCUGGUGGCUCAUUACCAUUCUGACCGUCAAGCUGUGACGAACACAAUUCCCAAGUAGAUCUACAACGAACCGAGAGUGAUGUACGGCUGGCUGGUUGUAAAACAAAGUGACUCGUAACUAUAUUCCGAAAAAAACAAAAAUCGUGAUAGCAAUAAGAUCCUCGCGCCUCGUGAAACCCAGUAAACAUCGUGAUCGUGAACAUGAAGUGCAACAAUAAUAGCGCCGCACGAACGAUCGUGUUGCUUCUGUGCUGCUGUGUUGCGUUAAGCGCGGGCAGAAUAAUUCACCGAAUCAGUGACUAUAACGCACCGAUGGCGGAACCGGUGCGCCAGUGCCGUGCGAUCUGUUUGACCAACCAUCUGCACGAGGAGAUCAACAGCAUCGUCGUGACGGACGAGUGUACCGAUCGGCCCAACUGCUUCAUGUGCUGGGACUACUGCAAGAUACUGCACGAGGAGAAGCGCAUCGUGCGCGAUUUAAUGUGCAGUGAUGUGAUUUGUUACUCUGGAUGCAAGACGGCCUGCAAGUACUACGGAGGUUUCUAUCGAACGGCGAAACAGAAGAUCACGUUAAAAUCGCUCGCUGUGCCCGUGAUCGGACAGCAGAUGGUGAACCAUGAUCCUGCCAACUCGAGUGCAAGCUAAACAGAAGGACGAGGAGAGCUCACACCACGAAGAGCACCACAGCCUACUAGCUUUUUCUAACCGUUUUUUUAAACCGCUCCAACGAAAGGACCGAUUGCUUGAAAGCAUUGUAAAUACUGUCGCACUUAUUUAAAAAAAAACCCCAUUGUUGAAUAUUAUGUAGGAAAAGGAUCUAUUGUAAAUAUCGAAUAACGACGACCAGGCGUAUCGAAGUAAUAAUAAUAAAAAACCGUGUUUUUACUGCGUAAGAAACAUUUGUAAAACCGUAUCAACCGUUUUGAUUUUGGUGUUGAAUAAAAGUGACUCGAGUCAGCGAUUUGACGACGAUCGAAUUAAGGAUGAGCAUUUCCUUUAAAAAAAAUCCAUUUCCAAAACUUCCUCCCAACCGGAAACGAUGGUUCGCGACAGCUCAAACAUUGCGCUUUAAAAACGGCAACAAACAACACAAACACACCAAUGAAAUUCAAGACUUUUGGCACACGGUUGUUGUUUUUUUUUUUGGUUUGUUAGAAAGUUGUGUUUGUUAGGCUUUUUUGUAGGUUUUUUUUACAUAUUUUUGUGUUGUUCUUUGUUGUUUCUUCUCUUGUUUUUGUUGCUGUUGUUGUUGUUGUUGUGUGUGUUUCCGUUUUUUAUUAUAUAAAUAAGAUUUCCAAAGAACUCGAUCGAUCGCCCGCUCAUCUUUCCCCCAUUUUUUCAUGAUUCUAUGCCGACGAUCACUAGUAUUAUUAUCAUCAUCAUCAUUAUCAUCAUCUUGUCAAAGAAAAGAGAAAAUAAUAAUCAUAAUCGUAGCGUAAUAAUCGUAAUCGUAAUCAUAAUAAAUAUGCAAUAAAAUAAAAUGGUUUGCUCAACAUGAUUAUCAUCAUCAUCAGCAGCAGCAGCAGCAGCGACGGCGGCAGCACUUUGCUCGUAGUAUUGUGUUGAUCCUCCUUCCUUUUUUUCUGUUCUCGACCAGUUAGUACACACUUUUUUCCUGACACUUUUUUCCUGUACGAACGAACGAAUAACACUUUUCCUGUUCUGUGUCAAUCUAGCUUUACACAUCCUGAUGGCUAGAGCACGCGCAAUGCAUGCUCCUCUUACUAGUUCACCUGUGCCGCUGUGUUCACCGCGAGAUGCUGUCGGAUCGGAUUGUUGCGCACCAGAAUCGGCUUCUAACCUCUUAAGCACACACAACUACUCGGAGGAUCGUAC
Molecule: messenger RNA, 3226 nt
Organism: Anopheles coluzzii
Lineage: Eukaryota; Metazoa; Arthropoda; Insecta; Diptera; Culicidae
Exons: 2
Coding region: 1592-2035 (147 amino acids)
Source: RefSeq, a predicted model, not a curated record